Molecule: messenger RNA, 1839 nt
Organism: Hyphopichia burtonii NRRL Y-1933
Lineage: Eukaryota; Fungi; Ascomycota; Pichiomycetes; Serinales; Debaryomycetaceae
Exons: 1
Coding region: 241-1839 (532 amino acids)
Molecular function (GO): protein binding
Source: RefSeq, a predicted model, not a curated record
UGGCAAUGCACCCGUGCACCUCACGCUUAUCGGGAGAAAAAAAAACUAUCUCUCUUUUCUUUUUGUUUUCAGUAGUGGUGCCGGGGAGUGCCUGUACCAAUAAUUCUACCGAAGGUUACCCCAGAAAAAGAAAUGAUUGCAAGAGGCGGAUCAUCGAUUCUUUUUCUAAUCAGCUUAUAUAUAUCAAAAAUUUUCAUCAGCGGAAGACUGCAAUUUUGAAUGUAUUGCUAAUAUACCAAAAUGAAUGGGUUACCAACAGAAUUGUUAAUUGAGUCAUUGAGUCACUUACCAUUGAGUGAUUUGCAAUUGUACUAUAAUGACGUACAAUUGAGACCCUACAUCUUCAAUAUUUUUUUCAAGAACAUAUUAAUUCUGGCUAGUGUUAGUGAAGAAACUGAUGCUGAAGAAGAUGAUUUUGAAUUAGAAGCAGAUUCAACUUUCCAGUUUAACGAUGGUAAAUAUAUCAAGUUUAACUCGAUUUUAUCAUUUUUGAAAUUUGCUUCUAAUUAUGAAGAUUUCUUGAAUCCCGAUACUUUAGAGGUGGAGUCAAUUUGGAAUUUAUUCCCAUUAUACAAAUUAUAUCCAAACUUAUUGAAAAAAUGUCAAAACAUCAAGAUUAAUAACAAAUCCGCCACUAAUAUCAUCAAUGCUAAUGAAUGUUACUCCAAUUUCGAUAAUAUUAAAGCUUUCACCAUAAAUGGCCAUACCAAUUAUCAAAACUUCUUGAUAACAGCUAAUGAAGUCUUUAGUAACUUGAGAACUUUAGGCAUAAACAACGUGGAUUUCGACUACUCCUUGUUCAAUACAAAACUUCCAAGCGUGAAUACUUUGGAAAUUGGCGAUUGCCAGAUCAAGUCAUUAAAAUUGAUUCCUGCAAACUUGAAAAGGCUCCUGAUCAAAUCUUUACCUAAUGACUACUCAUUGUCGUCCCUCCAAUGUAAAAAUAUUGAAGAGUUGGUUGUUGGUAACGUGGAUGACGUUGAUUUCACUCGAUUCAACCAUUUAACUGCAUUAACCAUAUCGAGCCACCGCACAACCCAGUUAAACCAAUUGAAGUUACCACCAUCAAUUAAAUCCUUAACCAUAAGGAAUAGUAAGUUGAGUUUGAAUGAUAUACUGAAUUUACCUCUUUUGAAACUCGAAUUGGAGAAUAGUUUCUUUGUUGAUGAAGCAAAUGUUGUUUUGAAGAAUUUGCUUAGCUUCACUUAUAUUUUGAAUGACUGUCAAAGUAGAGUCAAUUUCAACUUGCCAAAUGAGUUAAAGGACUUGUCUAUAAAAUUAUCUCAAUAUACUAAUGAAAUUGGUAAUGUUCAUUUUUUGAAUGAAUCUUCAGCUAAAGUUGAAAUUUCAGACGAUUACUUUAACAAAUCGUACAUUCAGUUACCUUUGGAUUUAAAAAAUUUAAACUUAACUCAAAAUUCAUUAACGAAUACCCACUCUUUACAAUUCCCUCCACACUUGGCUAAAUUGAACUUAUCCCAAAAUAAAUUAUCCUCCUUAGAGAAUUCCAAUAUUCAACUCUUGCAGGAUCUUGAGUACCUUGACUUAUCUUACAACGAUUUUGUGGAUUUUAAUAACCAUCUUCAUUUACCCAACAAUUUACGCAUCUUAUCAUUAUCCAAAAACCCUUUGGUUUCGUACUCCAAUGAAAACAACUUAUAUCAAUUAAACUUGAGUCAUAUAAGUAAACCUCUCGAUAUUCAUUUAUCCAACACCGUCAAUUCCCUCAGCUUGAAGGAUGUCGAUACCAGCUCCAUUAACCUUGAACAACUCACCCAAAACUUGGGUCACUUCGCUCAUCUGCCGAAAUUUAAUAAUCUAGUUGGUUACAACAUCUGA